Messenger RNA from Rhodotorula toruloides NP11, 1863 nucleotides. RefSeq names its product ATP-dependent rrna helicase rrp3. The coding region runs from base 1 to 1863 and encodes 620 amino acids. The record is from RefSeq and is a predicted model, not a curated record. Lineage: Eukaryota; Fungi; Basidiomycota; Microbotryomycetes; Sporidiobolales; Sporidiobolaceae. Gene Ontology annotation, molecular function: ATP binding; nucleic acid binding. The transcript has 5 exons.
AUGGCCAAGGCAGACCUGACACCCGAACAGCUCUCAGCCAAACAACAGCGCAAGGCUGACAAGAAGGCGAAAAAGGCGGCGCUCAAAGAGGCCCAGCAGAACGGAGCGGACGAGGUGAUGGCAACGGCGAUGCCUGCGGGGGAGAACGGCGCGCAGGAGGAGACGGACAAGGAGCGCAGGAAGAGGGAGAAGAAGGAGCGCAAGAAGCGCCAGCGUGAGGACGACGGCGAGGGCCAGGAUGCCAAGGUCGAUGGUGAGGAGGCAAAGGAGGGCGCAGACGCAAAGGCGGACGGCGAGCGCAAGUCGAAGAAGAGCAAGAAGAACAAGGACAAGGCUGCGCUCGCCGUCUCUGCCGAUACCCCCUCGACUCCCUCGACUCCCGCUUCCGAACCCGCUCCUCCCGUCGCGAGUACCUCGACUGCCCCCGCUCCCUCGGCCGACGAAGUCGACGCCUUCCUCUCCGAGAACAACAUCUCGUACGAGCCCGAGUCGGCCAAGACGCAGUUCCCGCCCGUCCUCUCGUUCGCUUCGCUCCCUCUCGCCGACGGCGUCCGCAAGGGAUUGAGCGGCUUCGCCAAGCCAACGCCCAUUCAGAGCGCCUCGUUCCCGCUCAUGCUGGCUGGACGAGACGUUAUCGGUAUCGCCGAGACGGGUUCCGGCAAGACCGUCGCUUUCGGCGUGCCCGCCAUCGAGCACAUCCUCUCCCUCCCCUCCUCACCCGCCGGCAAGAAGGGCAAGUCGACCGCGCCCGUCUCGGUCCUCAUCAUUUGCCCGACUCGCGAACUUGCGAUGCAGACUCACCAAAACCUCUCGCUCAUCUCGUCCGCCCUCUCCCCCUCCCUCCCUUCCGUCUGCCUCUACGGCGGCGUGCCCAAACCCGAACAAGUCAAGAUCCUCCGCAACGACCGCCCGCGAAUCGUCGUCGGCACUCCAGGUCGACUGCUCGACCUCGCGCGCGAGGGCAACCUCGAUCUCGGAAAGGUCAGCUGGCUCGUACUCGACGAGGCGGACCGAAUGCUCGACAAGGGGUUCGAGAACGAUAUUCGCGAGAUCAUCAAGCUGUGCUUGCCGAGUCCCUCGAGUCCGCUUGGGCCGGUCAAGGAGGAGAAGGGAGAGCCCAAGGCUCGCAGGACGGCCAUGUUCUCCGCGACGUGGCCCAUGUCGGUCCGCAAGCUCGCGGCCGACUUCAUGACCUCCCCACUGCGCAUCACCGUCGGCUCCGACUCUCUCACCGCCAACUCGCGCGUCGAACAAGUCGCCAUCGUCGUCCCCGACUCGCGCCAGAAAGAGACCCUCCUCCUCACCCACUUGCGCGACAACGGUUUCUCCCUGAACGCGACCAAGAAAGGCGCGGACAAGGGCAAGGACCGCGACAAGGCGCUUGUGUUUGCGCUUUACAAGAAGGAGGCGACCAGGUUGUUCGAGUUCCUCAGGAUGAAGGGCUACGAGGUCGCGUGCAUCAACGGCGACAUGUCGCAAGAGAAGCGCACGAAGAGCCUGGAGGAUUUCAAGCUGGGAAAGGCCAACAUCCUUGUCGCGACUGACGUCGCCGCUCGCGGUCUCGACAUCCCCAAGGUCGAGCUCGUCAUCAACCAGACCUUCCCGCUCACGAUCGAAGACUACGUCCACCGCAUCGGUCGAACCGGCCGCGCAGGCCGCACGGGCAAGUCGAUCACCUUCUUCACGGAAGCGGACAAGGCUCUCGCGGGCCAGUUCAUCCGCCUCUUGCGCGACUCGAACGCCGUCGUACCGCCUGGAUUGGACCAGUGGGGCACGACGAUCAAGAAGACGACGCAUUCGGCGUAUGGCGCCCACUUCCGCGACGAUGUCAAGGGCACGGCGAAGAAGAUCACGUUCGACUAG